Messenger RNA from Mercenaria mercenaria, 7188 nucleotides. RefSeq lists its product as uncharacterized. The record is from RefSeq and is a predicted model, not a curated record. The transcript is spliced from 25 exons. NCBI's taxonomy places the organism in Eukaryota, Metazoa, Mollusca, Bivalvia, Venerida, Veneridae. Bases 164 to 3904 code for a protein of 1246 amino acids. Gene Ontology annotation, molecular function: protein binding.
ACGUUUCGUCUGCCAUGUUUGGUUACAAGGACGCCAAAUUAAUGUAAACAUGUGAGAAUAUGUAGUGAAAAUGCCCUUUUGUCAACUUUCAAAAUAAUGUUUGAAGCCAUCUGUAUUUGCCAAACCUUAAAAUCUCAGAAGAUUUGCAGUAAAAUAAUAGAAGAUGCCAUGUUCAUGGCAGAAAGAAGAUUACUUUUCCAUGUUGAUGUGCAACGACAAGAGGUCGUUCACAGCUCUGGAAAUGUUGGUAGACGAUCUUCAUGCAGACAAAGAGAGAACUGUUAAUACAUUUCUUUGCCAUUCAGGAUCAGAAGAUUUCCUCUGGGGCCUAGUCCGACUCCUUGGUAAUGACACGCCAAGAGUUGCUGGAAAUGCUGCAUACAUUCUGGGAACCCUGGCAGAGUCAGAAUUUGGAUGUACACGUGUGUUAUCUUUGGUACAGCAUGGUUCGAGUGAAAAAAUUCUGCAAGACCUGACACGCAUGUUAACAUUUGAUGAUUCUGAAAGUGUAAUGAAUGCAGCUGGUACAAUGGGAACUUUGGCUGAAAGUCAUGAGGGCAGAGAAUGGAUACUGAAUGAAAAAUGUCUGCCACAAACCUUAGACCAUGUAACAGCCCUGCUACACUCAGAAAAUCUCUGGACUGCAAGUAAUGCUGCAUUAGUAUUAGCCAGGUUGAGUAUAUCUGAGUAUGGUUGUACCAGAAUGUUGGAGCAUGAACACUCCCAGCAUAUAUUAUCUAAACUUAUACUGUCCCUUGGAAUAGAUGAAGCAGGUCGUGGUAUGAAUGCAGCAUUUGCAAUUGGUCGUUUGUGUGACAUGGACCAGGGUAGAAAACGUCUCCUACAGCUUACUGAUAGUGAACGUAUGAUAUCUUGUCUGGCCAAGAUGUUAAGCUGCAAUGAUACAGGUGCCAGUAAAAAUGCUUGCUUUGCACUCAGUUGCCUAGCAACAAAUAGUGAAGGUCACUCACGUUUGCUCAGCAAUAUCCAUUCAGAAGAGAUACUACGUACAUUAUCAAAUCUACUUAAUGCUGAGGAUGCAGAGACAGGCUGGUUUGCUGCAAUGACCUUAAGAACACUUGCUAGUCAGCCCAAAGGUUGUCUUCGUUUACGGGAGCAUCCCCAUGUAAUUCCUAGUCUAAAAAGUGUUGAAGUGAAAGAAGAUGUGAAUGCAGAUCUUAAAGAAGAAGCAAUAAUUACUCUAGAAAUACUCAAACGUCUCCCUAAACCUAGCCCUCCAAACAUUAUUGCAAUAUCAUGUAGUGUGAUCAAGGUCACCUGGGAUCCUGUAGUCACUAAAAGUGGUUUCCAAGUGCGAUAUCAGCUAUUUGAUGGUACAAAAUGUGUGUACACUGGAAAACAGUGUGAAUGUGAAGUGGUUGGCCUUCAGCCAAAUACCCCCUACAUCUACAAACUACGUGCCUACACAGAGGGGGAUGAGAGCCCUUUUAGUGAUGUUGUCUCCCUUAUCACUGAAGAAUCUGUUCCAGGACCACCACAGAGUGUUCGUAUUUUAGGAGCUACAAUAACUCAACUCAAGAUAGGCUGGGAUCCUCCGGCAGAGAUAAAUGGCACACUCAAAGGAUAUUAUAUAUUUGUUGAUGAUAAAGAAGUUCAGCAAUCAAUGGAUAACAGUGUAAUACUGACUGGACUCACAGCUAACACCAAUUAUGAUAUUGAGGUGUGUGCUACUACAGCAAAAGGUCGAGGAGAGAAGGCAGGUACUACAGGGACAACUUCAGAAAUCGGUGCACAUGCUCCCUCUAAGCCCCAUGUAAAUGUGAUUGGAAGGAAUGAGUUGUAUGUGUCAUGGGUUGCGCCUGAGGUACCUCUUGGACGAUUGAACAGAUAUGACGUGAUUAUGAAUGACAAGAUUAUCUACUCAGGAAAUGAUCUGAACUUACCAGUACGCAGACUGGUACCAGACACAGAAUAUAAUUUUGUGAUUGUUGCAUUGACAAGUGAGGGGAAAUUUGAGAGCAAAGCAACAAAGAAAAGAACAGCAAAAGAUGAAUAUGAUCAAGCCAGACCCCCACUUUACCAACCUCCAAAGAAGGAGAGCAAUGAAGAAGGAACAAAAACUCCAACAGGACAGCCAAGUCAGAAACGACGCAAGUCUAGUGCAACAAGAAUAUCAAGUGCUAAACAGCCUGUAAAGAGGACAGGCACAGCGAAAGAGAGAGUGAAAAGUAGCUCCAGUAUGAAUCAGGAAUCAAGGCCUGACUCAGUAGCCAGUAGUGUAUUGUCUGCUCAGGAAUCAGCACAAAUAGCACAAGUAGAAGACAAACCUCCUGAUCUACAACUGCAGCAAACAGAAGCUAACCCAGUUACCCAAAGUACAACAAACCCUUCCACAGGUUCCACAGGGAAACCUGUUGCUGAAGUGAAAUAUGAACCUCAUAAGUCAAUACCUAAGCCAAAAACCCCUCGAACUAUGACACAUCCAGAACGUACUAUACCUAGUGCUAAACCUAGGCCAGUUGCCUUAAGCACCGUGUCCAUGCAAAAUAAUAGUAAACAUUCUGAAAGCCCUGUCGCUAAUCCAAAACCUGUAGAUGCCAGUGUGACAGGAAAGAAAGUUGGAGGGAAAACAGAUAAAGACUUGCCUUCAAUAAACAGUGGCUUAAAGAUUGAAAGAUCUAAAACAACAAUAAAUGUUCGAGAAUUAGGAAAGGGAAAGUACUCUAGUGCAUCAAAAACUGGAAAUGAAAACAGACUGCAAGAUAGGGCAGACAGGGAAAGGCCAGGCUCCUUGAAAUAUACUAGUGAAAAAUCGAAAGCUAUCAUAAAUGACAGAGAUACAAAUGGUGUAACAGUUGGUAGAGAUAAUAGAACUUCAAAGUUAACAGAAAAUAGUGUUAAUUCUUAUUCAAGAGAGAAAGACAGACAUUUAACUAAUGAUACGAGGGAAAGGUCAAGUAAAGUUCGCGGGUCAUCUGACAGAAUUAGAAAUAAAGAUGCUCAAAAGGGAUCGAAAGAAGCAAACUUGCCAAAACCAGCACCUCCUAGUCAAAAAUAUCUGGAAGGUCAUGUUCAUAGUGAAUCACCAUGGGGUCAGCGGACCAUUCCAAGUCCAAGAUCCUCCAAGGAUGGUGCUAUGAUGGAUUCAGUCUGGCUGUCUCAGGUUAAAAGUGUAUCCGAGAGUUACACCCAUCCUUUUGCUCACACUAAUGCCAUAUCCAACCCUGCUGACAGCACAUACUUUAUUGAUCCCUCACAGUUUUUACACAGGACUAACACUUAUAUAUCUUCACACAGGCGUCAUCUCUUAGAGCCAUUAAAGAAGUUCAGUGAAACUAAACUCUGUGUAUUAAGUGAGGAGCGUUCACAUGUUCCACUGAGACAUGUAGAACACUUGUGUCAGAGAAGCAGACCCAUGGGAAGAAGGUCUCUAGAAAAACUGCAAAAGGCAAGCCCAGGGUUAAAAGUCCCGAUGCCCUCCAAAUCGGGCCAGUCAGUUAACUUUGACUUUGAUAUUCCUGACACUUCAUCCAAACUUGCAAACAAAUUCAUCCCAAUGCAGCUUCGUACUCAACCAUCAAAUCUUGGUAUUGGUCAACUUCAGCGUGUCAAUACUACACUGAUGGGUGAUUUAACUGGUGACAACAGUAUAUCAUUUCGUCGUGUGGAAGCUCUUACUCGUUCACAUACUCAAACAGAUUUCAAACCUCAGGCUCAGUUUCAGAUUCCUGCCGAAAACCGGAGAGACGUGGUUGUACAACAACAUAAAGACAAAGACAGGCCAACAAGAAAGAUGAGUGGAUCCCCAGGGAAGUCCCAUAAACUUGGAGGUUCUGCUUUAAGCUCCAGUCAGAGAAACAAGGAACCAGACUCUAUGUUGCUACAGCAAUCCUGGGGUCUCAACAGCUCCCCAGAUCUUGGAGCUCUUCAGAAUGUGAGAUAAUACAAUGAGAAAGAACUCCUGAUUUUGUGAUUGCUGUCUCCAUAAUAGUGCAAGGAAUAUUUGAAAAGUGCAUGCUUUAAAUGUAAUACAAGGUUGCUGAUUAAUCAGUGUUUCAGUGUGCAAUUAGAGCUUUACCAAAAUUGGUAUUUCUAGGAUUUUAAAUUAAAUUGUUUUACUAAACCUUUAGAUGCCAGUAGGACAUUUAUAAAAUAAAUUGACUAUUUUGGUGUCUGACCUGUUCUUAUAUAUCAGAGUAAAUUUUUAGAUAUUCUGUUGAAAUGAAAAAGAGGCAUUGAGGUCAUUGUAUAUUUCUGUUGGCAUUAUUAAAGAAAUAAAUCAUGGUUUAGUAGUUUAUAUUUAUGGAAAUACCAAGACCUUUGAGUGGUUUUUUGUCUGAUUUAUCAGGGUGCAUUCACCUUAGUGGUUAAAUAUCUGAGUGUCUGAAUAAUGAACCAUGGUGAAUUAGACAAGAACACCUUGGUUAUUGUCAUUCUUACAUCCUCAUUGAAACAUUUUUGAUAAAAAUUAUGCUGGAUUUCAUUUAUCCAAGUAGUCAUAAACUAGAUGUCAUGUUGCAGUUUGACGUUAUAAUGCUCCCUUACAAGUCAGGUGUCAACCUUUGUUUAUCGCAGAUAUACAUAGCUUGAUCUUUUUUUUGUUUUAUUGACAAUAAAAUCAACCCAUGUAAAAAUUGGGUAUGAAAUAUGUGGUGUGUUCAAAGUAUUAGUUUUGUUCAAAUGUUUUAGCAUUGCCCCUAUAAGGGGCUAUCAGAGAUAAAAAUAGAAAAACUUGUAAAUGACUGCUCCUUGUGAACUGUUUGAAGGAUCUUUAUUAAACUUGGUCUGUAGCAUUAUUGUAAGGUCUCCUUCCAAUGUUUUUCAAAUAAGGCACUAGAUCCUGUAAGGGGCAGACAGAGCUUAAAAUAGAAAUACCUUUAAACGACUUCUUUUCAUGAAUCGCUUGACGGAUCUGCAUCAGACUUGGUCCGUAAGAUCAUUGUAAGGUCCUCUCGAAAUUUUGUUCAAAUGGGGGAGCUUGGCCACUUUUAGGAAUGACUGGAGCUUAAAAUAGAAAUGUCCUUAAACAACUUCAUUUCAUGAACCACUUGAUGCAUAUUCAUCAAAUUUGGUCUAUAGCUUAAAUUAGGGCGCUUUGCCCCUUUUAUUGGCUAGAAGAGCUAAAAUUACAAGUACCUUUAAACAACUAAUCAUGAAUUAAACUUGACCUGUAGCAUUGUUGUGUUCAAAUGGGGCUACCCUACCUCUUACAGGGGCCACUAGAAUGAAAAAUAGAUAUACCUUUGAUUUAUUUGACAUUGUUUGAAAGAUCUUCACCAAACUUGGUCUGUAGCAUCAUUCUAAGGUCCUCUUUCAAACCAGUUUAGUGGAGGCACCUGGCCUCUAGAGGUUAUUACAGAAACACCUUUAAACAACUUUUUGCCCAUGUCUGUCUGUACUUUUUUCCAUCAGGAACACGGUUGAUCUACAGCUCAUAGUCAGAAGAUAACGCAUUUCAUUAGAGUUCAUGCAGUAAAAUACAACUCUGAUAAUUGUGGCAAACAAAAUGGUUUGUACGAAGAUGUGUUUGAAUUAAUGUUUUGAUUGAUGUAACAUGAUGAUUAAUUAUUAUGAUGGCAUUUAAAUGUUUCGUCCAUAGAUUUCAUAAUUGUCUGUUAUUCUAAACAUCUUUCGAAUGUUUAUAGAUAUUGAAUGUUUUCAUUUUUAAGCCAAAAUAUAUUUUUUUAUAGGAAAAUGUAUUUUUUCAGCUGUGAUAUUUAUUAUCAGGAAGUUCAAAUUAUGUUCCUUGAAUUUAGCUUGUUUGUAUGUGUACAUCCUUAUUCCAUAUUUUUUUUUUAAAUUUUAUUAUUCCUUAAUUUAUUCUAAUUUAAUAUGCCUAAAUGGACACAUUAUGUAGAUGGUGCAGUUGGUCUGUUUUUUCAUUUGUCCAUCCAUUUGUUUGUAAAUUUGCUUCAGCCUUUGACCAUCAAACCUGAAGUGCACUUUGUUCAUUGGCAGUGCAUUACCCUUAUUGGGUUUUAGGUCAUUGGGACAAAGAUCAAGGUCAUAGAGACUAUUAAUACAAAAAUUGUUUUAGUCAAAGGUCAUGGUCACUAUAAUGUGAUCAGAUGGACAGAUCAUAUGAUGAUUCUGGUCAUCCAUCCAUGUUUUAGUUUUUACUCGACAUUAGCUUCAGAAUUUGCACAUUGCUUGUACAUAUCCUGCUGCACACAAUGAUGCUCUUGUACAGCAUUUUGUUCAAGGUUUCAUAUGAAAGUGCAUGCCUGAAUGUGCUCCUCCAAAGGCCAUUAACAACUUUAGCUAGUUCUGCAUAUAACAAUUCUACACUAUAGAGCAAUUGCAAAAAGUCAAGAUACACUAAGAAACUGUACAGGCAGAUGGUCCAUCAUCCAUUGUCCACAAUUUACAUAAACAUCUCUGAACUUCUGGUCAGUACACUAUCCCAAACUUAGUCAGAAGCACCCUGGCAAGGUCCCCUCUCAAGGUUUUUUUUUCAAAUGGUUCCGCUUGACACCUUUUAGAGCCCACUAGAGGUAAAAACAGAAAAAACAAACUUUGAAUGACUUCUGCUCAUGAAUCCCUCAAAGGAUCUACAUCAAACUUGGUCUUUAGCAUCAUUAUGACGUCCUCUCUCAACUUCGGCACUUAACCCCUUUCUCGGGCAACUGGAGCUAAAAUAGAAAAGUCUUUACAUAACUUGUUCUCAUGAACCACUCCCUUGAUCAGUCAAAUAAUUUAAAGGCCUCCUUCAAAUUUAUUCAAAUGGGCACUCUGCUGUAUUAAAAUGUGGUGAGGACUAUAAUUAAUCCUUUUGUCCUUUUUGUCCAGUAUAUAGGUUUUUGUACCAGUACAUCUCAGUACACAAGAUUAUUGCAUAUGAAGGCUUUGUACAUACUGAAUAGGUUUAUUUAAAAAAGGACACCUGUUUGUUUCAGUGUUCAUUUGAAUAUUUAAUAUAAUUUUAUGAAUGAACAACAUAAUUAUGCAAUAUUUUUACGAGUGGCUUAGAAAUGUGCAGAUUUCUUUACAUUUAUUUAUGAUAGAGCAUAUAUCUUAUGUGUGUUGUGUUUGUAUUUAUAUACAUUUGUGUCAUUGUUGUGCCCCCCCAUGAAUGGUGGGGGCAUAUAGAUUUGAUCUUGUCUGUCCGUCCGAAGUUCGUGACCCGCCUAGCUCGAAAAGUAUUUAAUAUAAAUUGAUGAAACCUUGCAUGAGUCUUUAUCAUGAUAUGAACUUGCGCACAUCCUAUUUUUCGUCUGGCUCCGCCCC